Molecule: messenger RNA, 2489 nt
Organism: Tupaia belangeri chinensis (Chinese tree shrew)
Lineage: Eukaryota; Metazoa; Chordata; Mammalia; Scandentia; Tupaiidae
Gene: ZSCAN26
Product: zinc finger and SCAN domain containing 26
Exons: 5
Coding region: 664-2094 (476 amino acids)
Source: RefSeq, a predicted model, not a curated record
UCGGAGCCGAGGGAGAGCCGAGUGCGGGGACGCGGCGGAGCCCGCGACGGUGCAGGGCUGCGGGGGCAGGGUGGUGCGGGGGCGGGCCCUUCCGCGCGUUUCAGAGCGUCUGGCUGGAGCUCCUGCGGACUGUCGGGCCAGCUCGAGUUAGGAGAGCGCGGAACCGGAGGUCCGUCUCCUGGGCGUGGAGCCCGCGUUUGCCGCUGGAUCAGGCGUUGGCUGCAGAAGGAAUUAGGCCAAAAUACAGCCCAGAUGUGCGGCCUGUGGGGCCGAGAGACUGCAGCAAAGAGCUGAGGGUCGGCUUUGGCAACUUGUGACUCUUCCACCGCCGCCUCUGCGCGUGCAGCUGCUGGCACUCUCCUGCCUAACCCACGCGAGCUCGUGGGACACUGUGCAGGCCUCUGGAAGACACCGGAGGCCGGGCGUGCCAGGAGGAAGGGUUCACAUCAGCCUGCCCGGGGCCCUGAGAUCGGCCACGCCCUGUGUCCCCAGCUGUUUCACCCAGUGCCCUGAGCUGCCAGGUACAGCCUUGACUGAGCCGGUUACCCUGGGGUGCAGAUCCCCCAACACCCAUCACUCCGACUGCGACUGGGGCUCUUCUGUCUUGAACACGCCAAGGUUCCGUCAAAAGGAAGCUCUCACAAACAGCCAGGCCGAGCGGCCAUGGCCACAGCACUGCCGGCUGCUCCCUCCCUGGUGCCCCUGAAUCUGUGGAAGGAGGCCCCCCGCCCCAUCUGGGAGCUGGAGCGCCCACUGCCUGGAGGUGGCGGGGGCCUCGGGCUUGAGCCGCUGCGCAAACAGUUCCGGCAGCUGCGGUACGAGGAGACCCCGGGGCCCCGCGAGGCGCUGGCCCCGCCCCGCCCGCUCUGCACACGGGGGCGGGGGGAGCUCUGCAGACGAUGGCUGCGGCCCGAGGCCCACAGCAAGGAGCAGAUCCUGGAGCUGCUGGUGCUGGAGCAGUUCCUGAGCAUCCUGCCCGGGGAGCUACGCGCCUGGGUGCGCGAGCGGCGCCCCGAGAGCGGGGAGGACCUGGUCCUGGCCCUGGAGGGUCUGCAGCGGGCAUCUGCAGAGAUGCACCUGCGAGUGGGAAAGGGCCCAGGCCUAGCUGUGGAACAGACAUCGUGCGUGGAGGCCACUGCCAGGCCCGGAGCAGUGUGGGAGCCGCCGGUGCAGCCUGAGUGCAGAGGGCCCAGGCCUGGGGAAGAGAAGGGCGAGUCAAGGACCGAGAAUGGGACGCUCCUAGUGACCGACCUGUGUGGGCGAGGAGGACGCCCUGGGAGAGGAUCCAGCCCCGGGGAAGGUCUGCAGGACGACCCGCACCUGGAGAGGCAGCAGGCCCGGCCCGCAGAGGCACAGGCACAGGCCGAACGCGCGUCCUCCGGGUGCGGGGAGGGCUCCGUCCCGAGUGGACAGGAGCGCGCUCGGCCGUAUAAAGCGCUCCGUGGACCUGAAGCGCCCCAAAGCCCCGGCGCUCCGGGGCGUCCCCCCAGGGGCAGGCCGCACCCGUGCCAGAAGUGUGGGAAAGCCUUCCAGAGGAGCUCCCACCUCGUCAGACAUCAGAAGACCCACCUUGGCGAGAAGCCACAUCGGUGCCAGGAGUGCGGCAAGGUGUUCAGCCAGAACGCGGGGCUGCUGGAGCACCUGCGCGUCCACACCGGGGAGAGGCCCUACCUGUGCGUCCUCUGCGGAAAGAGCUUCCGGCGCAGCUCCCACCUGAACCGACACCAGAGGACACACAGCCAGGAGGAGCCCUGCACCUGCCAGGACUGCGGGCAGACCUUCAGCCGGGCCCUGCUGCUCACCCACCGCCAGAGGGCCCACCCGCCCUCCCGGAGCCACCGGUGCAGCGAGUGCGGGAAAACCUUCGCCCUGACCUCGGACCUUGUCCGGCACCACAGGGUCCACACCGGGGAGAAGCCCUUCAGGUGCGACCUGUGCCAGAAAGCCUUCCGCCUGAACUCGCACCUCGCGCAGCACGUGCGCAUUCACAAGGAAGAGAAGCCCUACGCAUGCCCCCACUGCGGAGAGGCCUUCCGGCAGCGCUCGGGGCUCUUCCAGCAUCAGAGGUACCACCACAACGACAAGGCGGCCUGACGGGCCCCUCCUUCAGACCCUCGGAGAGGGGACGUUCACUGAGAAGCAAACGCACUUUAGGAAAGCCACUCAGACCAGGGAGUGUGGGGGGUCACGUUGCGGACGGACUGCUCCAUCUCUCCUUCAUUACUCUCAAAGUCAGCUCGGGGCUACAGGAAUUUCCCGAGAUGGUCCUGUGGGAUCGCUGUUUUCCAUGACAGGACUUCUCGAGCCUUUCACAUGAGAAGUGCAUGAUUAAGUGUCCUCCAUGGAGGAAGCCUCACGACUGAGCGAGCUUUGAGGUCGCAGGGAGUCCAAUGUCCACAGAUUUUCAGGUUAAGCAGAACAAGAAUAGGUUGGUAUGGAGACUUGGUAAAAAUCUGGAAACGUGGAAUUAAAGUGUGAUUUAUUCUGGU